GUCACCUGGAAGCAGGAGUGCAGGACACAACAGGGUGUGGUUUACCCAGAACUGGAUUAGUGACUCUGGCUGUGUUACUACAUGUUGGACUGCAGAGGAAAUGAUGGCUAGAAGAAAAUGUGAGAGAAGUUCACUACCACCCCUCGUCCCCUCUCCCCCACCCUCUCAUAUUUCCUCCUUCAUAUCGCCCUUCUACGUGAUGGGCGCCACCCUCCGCUGAUAAGCAGCAAAACGAGGAGGAGCUCUCUCGCGGGGCUCCUCCUUCCGUUGCCUUCGUUUUCUUUCACUUGACCCCCCACACACACACUCGUCUCCACCUCCUCCUCCUUCUUGCAGCCUGCCUGGUCGAGAGGGAGAGAGGGAAGAUGAUAAAAAAGAAGUAAAAGAGAAGAGAGCGUGGGGGAUCUUAUUUUCUUACGAGCGGAAAAGGCGUCACACCGGGUGCAGAGCGCAGCACGGAGGACGGAAGGGAGGGAGACGCAUCACGGCGAGAGAGAUAGAAAAGACGGAGGGAGGAGGCGGCAGCGGGUCGUAAACACGACAGAAAACGGCGAAUAGGACGGCAGACAGCGGCGAUCAUCCCCCACCGCCAACCCCGUGUCCCUCCUCAUCUUUCCAUCUCCAUCCUUUUCUGCACCGUUUGGCUCAUCCCAUUGCGCACCAGCAGCUCGGUGUUUCCUGUUUUCUCUCUUUAUUUUAAUCUUUUUCUGGACAAACCUCUGCUCGAUCUUUCGAAUAAACAUCAGAGGCAAGAGAGGAGGCUGUGCCAUCACUACGACCGACAGGAUCCACUGUAAGUCCUGCUUGGGACGAUCAUCGGCGCAACUGAUCCGGUGGAUAAAGCCGGAGGAGGGGGGUAAACAUUGCGAGAUGACUGUAGAGUAACCCGGCUGAAGCACACAGAGGACUCCGGCCCCCAGUUAUCACAGAGACUCCAGCAUCACCCAUGCGAUGGCAUAGCGGCUUCUGCAGUAAAACUACCAGACUAGACUCAGAUCAGCAGGGCUCUUAUCCACCAUGAACCUCUGAAAGACAUCCGACACAGGCACAGAUGGUUUUCGACCGUUUCACACAGUCUUCAUCAGCAGAUCGAGUUUGCUCAUUUGUCAUGCAACUAACCCUGACCUCUAGGACCUCUCAAAGUCGAGCUUGAGUAAGAUGAAAAUGCGGCGGCACAGGGUGUUCUUGCUGUGCACGGUGGGCCUGUGCGUCAUCUCCUUCCUCCACUACUACAAGGCCCUCCACUACGUUUCCCUGCUGCGUGAGCUGUCCGCCCCGUACCCCAACAUCAAGUCUUUCAUCAUGGUCACCGGCUUCUUCUGGAGGGAGAAGGGUGUGGCCACCACCCCGCUCAGCCCAGCCUCCCCUGAAGAGGCCCCUCCCCUACCCAUUCUCCGUCAAUCGGACACCAAAGCUAGAGCUGUGGCGGGUGCUGUAGGAGGAGGAGGAGGGGGAGGAGGAGUGGGUCUGGGUAUUGGGGGGGUGAUGGUUCGAGGUGCUGGAAUUGUUGGCAGCACAGGGCUGGAGGUGAGGUUGAGGGAGGAGCCGGCGCCCCCUCACCCUUGGGAGAAACCAGAGGAGAGCCAGCGGGGAGACACUCCGAAUGAGGAGAAAGCUGAAGACCACUUGAAGCCGCGGAACCCCAGCCACCAAGCCCAACCUGCUGGGCCUGACCUCCCAGAGGUCCCAUUGGUGGGAAAAGAGCACCGGGCAGUGUUCCUCAAGGACCCCUUAGAAACUCUGGGAGACCUCCACACGCGCACACACCAACUUCAUGAUGACAAAACAUCUUACUUUGUCCGAACCAAAGCUGGAGCCCUUUGCUUCAGGCAGGGGACGGAGGUGGCUACCCCAAAGGAGUACUCUGGGAAAUCAGGGGGGUCUGUGGCCAAUGGAGCUGGGGAAGGUGCUCGAGCUGGGCCUGCUGGGCAACGCAAACCUCUGGAGGUCCAGCAGCAGCCCUCCGUAGCUCCGAAAACCAAGGCCAGGGCCAGAGGCAACGGGAAGCGGUUGGUUAAGUGUGUGUGUCGGCCGGGAUGGCACGGACCUUAUUGUGGGGUUCCCACCAUGGUGUAUCACUCCAAUCUGCCCACCAAGGAACGGCUGACGCCCAGAGAAACCCCACGGAGGGUGAUCAAUGCCAUCAACGUUAACCACGAGUUUGACCUACUGCAUGUACGCUUUCAUGAGCUUGCCCAAGCCGUUGAUCUGUUCCUCGUUUGUGAAUCCAACUUUACUGCCUAUGGAGAGAAACGGCCUCUGAGAUUCCUGCGGCUCCUCCUCAAUGGCACGUAUGACUACAUACGUCACAAGAUCCUGUACGUGUUCCUCGACCACUUUCCAGAGGGCGGUCGGCAGGACGGCUGGAUUGCUGAUGACUACCUGCGUACCUUUCUGACACACAAUGGCAUGUCUAGGGUAUUGGGCGCAAGAUCAGACGAUGUAUUCGUCAUCAAUGACGCAGAUGAAAUCCCAGCACAUGAGGGCCUCCUUUUCCUCAAGCUGUUUGAUGGCUGGACAGAACCUUUUGCCAUUCACAUGCGCAAGUCAUUGUAUGGAUUUUUCUGGAAGCAAUUUGGCUCUCUAGAGGUGGUAUCAGGCUGCACGGUAGGGAUGCUCCGUGACGUCUACGAUGGCGACGGUAUCAAGCUCCGCCGUCGCGAAUACUACACCAUGCCGGGUUUCCGUAAGUACGAGAACGACACAGGCCACAUCCUGGUGCAGUGGUCAGUGGGCAGCCCCUUCCACUUCGCCGGAUGGCACUGCUCCUGGUGCUUCACACCCGAGGGGAUCUACUUCAAGCUGGUGUCAGCGCAGAACGGAGACUUCCCACGGUGGGGCGACUACGAGGAUAAGCGUGACCUCAACUACAUCCGCGAUCUGAUCCGGACAGGGGGCUGGUUCGAUGGCUCCCUGCAGGAAUAUCCCCCUGUGGACCCCAAAGAGCACAUGUACGCUCCCAAGUACAUGCUGGAGCACUUUGACAGGUACCGCUACCUCCUGGAGAACCCUUACAAUAAAGUGUCCAGACUGAGUGAGGGCUAGGAGUUCAGCUAGGAAAAGAUACGUGAAAUAACAGGUAGGUCCCGAUUAAGGCCUCAGCACUGAGUUUUGGGGGGCAGAACGGUACUGAUGAACUACAUCUCACAUUGGAGCGCAAUACAUGUAUCUCCACCAGGCAGCACUGAUGUUGCAGGGAUUUAAAAUCUCUUAAAAAUCAUUAUUUUGGGGUCAAAAAGGGAACACUUAAUCACAUCCACCAUGGAUUUACAGAGAGAUUAUUAAGAGGAUACAACCACUGGAUAAGCAAAAUCAUAGUUUUCCUCAUUCCUUCCUUUUUGGGGGAGGAGCCAAGCUAUCUCUCUUUUUGUCACCUCGCCCCUGUCCUCCUUUCUUCACCCGAGCCAAUACAACAACACGACUGCUGUCUGAGAGAAAUGCGCCACUUCGAAGUAACGAGAGGGAUAUUUCGAAGCCAUUUGAAACCUGUGGAGACAAGAAACUUGGAAGUGAAGGAUUUUUUUUUGUUUCUGUCUGUGUUUAUUAAAGUUUACGGGCCAGCUGAUGUUCCCGCUUCACUCUCCACCUUCAGAUGUCUUCCUUGGUGACCUCCUUCCAGAAACAGACACACGUUCAGAUAUUAUGUUAUUCUUGGGUCUCAGUAGAAAAUCAUGUCCUUUUUAAACCCUGCUGGAGUACCCACUGCCAAAUGAAAAGGAAUAGCUUGAUGGAGAUGUUUCAGCUCAUUUAUAUACUCACACUCAUUCACAUGCACCUUAGACCUGUCUGUGUGUUUGUAAAAAAAAAAAUGUGUGUGUGGUCUGUCUUUGUAUCAUAUUGUGAGGUUUUGGGCUGUGAAGGGGGGACAAGAUUAGCAAGAGGAAACAUAAAGCGAGAAAGAAUCAUCAGGGGGGACAGGGAAGAAAGACAGGUGAUGGGAAAAAAGUGAGACAGAAGGCAGGAAAGAAUGAAGAAUAAUGAGGGAGGAAGAGAUGAAAAAGAAAGAAAAGAAGGCUAUCUCGAUGUUCCCUUUCCCACAGUGUCUGCUGAUGUACGAGUGUUGCAGGGAUGAGUGUGCAGAAUGUGUGUCCCCCAGAGCUUACAGACAGCUCUGAAUAAAUCAUGCUCUGUCAUGCUCCGUUAUUGUUUGUCCGAUGAGAACAAUCGAGACCAGUUGGGGAAAGAUCACCCUUCAGUUUCGUCUCGCGGUCUAUUCAGCAGCUGAGAUGACUUUGUUUCCUUGGAAACUAAAGUAUGUGAAAGAGGAGAUAGGAUGGGUGUUGUUAAGAUGAGUGGGUGAGUUCACAUCAGGUGAGGAGCUGCAGCGUUCAGACGAGGUCAACGCCGACUGUAAGUCCCCGCGGUUAGAUAUUCCUCUUUCUCCUCAGCUGUCAAUCAACCACUCUCUAUAAAUUACUCUUCCAAGCUUUUUCUGUCUUUCUCAUGUCCUCUUUCUUUCUCUUUUUACGCUGCUAAGUGUCUUUGGUAUUGGUUUCCUCUUAAUCCUCAUUAACAAGGCGUAAUUUUUCUCUCUUCAAUUCAAUUAUUAUUUUCUCUUUCUCUGCACAUUCCCCUCUCUGUCAAAAAUCUCCAACUCUUCCUCAAACUUUCCCUCACCCACACACACACACUGGCUCUCAGACUCUGGUCUGUAUCUAUUUCCUCUUAAUCCUCACAAGAAUGCCCUGUUUUAAUAAUAGGGGUGUAUUUAUCUUUGCCUCAUUUCUCUCCCUGUCUCUACAGGACAGGACAUGGCAGCCGUUACCAUGGCAAUGCCUACCCUGUGCCCACAGAUCACACAUCUGAACAUUUAGGCAUGAGCCAUCAUGCCUCUUGCCUUCUCCCUGCCGUAUAUGGCUGUCGAUGUGGCUAAAUGCCUAAAUCCCCACCCCACAUCGUUUGGCAGAAGUUGGUGAGGUUGUGGACAAUUUGGUGAGCACACUUUUCUCUGUGGGUGUGUGUCAUGUGGGCUGAGGCCACCGGGGGGCUCGGUUACAAUCUUGUCAAGGGCAAGGGAAUCAUAGCAGCAAUAUUAACAAUGCUAGGGAGCAGUUGAGGAAAGAAGGAAGCUAAACAUGCAGCAGACAAGUACCAAUAAAAAACAGUAAACGCAUUGAUUUUUCUUUUAAUUGUAGAUUGACUGCAUUCACCAUCUGCUUCUUCAACGCCUGUCUGGGCUUUACAGAUACUGUUUACCUCAGCUUUAGGCUAGACACUGUUUCAAAGUGCACAAGAGGAAUAAAACGUUUUGGGGAAGAAACAUGUUAAGUUACUGCAGGGUGAGGAUAGGACUGAGGCUAUUUUAAAACCUGAAGGCAAAAGUUUGAUAUUGUGGAUUUAAUUUCACUUGGAAACAAGACACUGACACAGAACGUCUUAAUACAUAAUGCCUCGAAUGCUCUUUGUUUUCUCCACCUGUUUCACCUUGCUUAAAGUGUCCUUGAGUAAGACGUUGAAUCACAACCUCCUCACUUAUCAUUUCGUCCCUUUGCACAACGUUGUCAGCUAAAACCCUAAAAUGUAUGAUGAAAGCCUCAGGUUAAUGACAGAAUCUAUAACGAAACUGAGAUUUUGCAAAACUUGUGUGAGCAUAUCUGUCCAUCACCACGCUGGCUCUUCACGGCUGUGAGCUCAUAGUGGGAAAAGCAGAUUAGCCAACAGGCCGCUGACAGUUGUGUCGGGUCUGUGCUGCUGCCUUGAUGGCAGCAUGGUCUGCGGCAGCAGCUGUUAGGGUUUUGGUGCUGGUGUUGAGAGCCAAAUUCCUAUCCAACCCCAGAGGGGCUGCAGAGAAACAAGCUUUAAAUAGGAUUUGACAUUAGACAACAACAAUGCUGGAUGUGACAUUUUUUGUUCCUAAAUUUUUCCUAGAUUUUCUGCCUUUUGAAAAGGUAAUGACUGAUAAUGAUUGAUGGAACAAAAAUUAAACGUGAUGAAUUUUGAAGGGAAGUAGGCAACUUGAGUAUUUGGAUAACACUUUAACAGAGUGCAUCUUGUGUGUAUUUUAGAGAUAUUAAAUCAUGAAUUCAGGAAGUUAUCUAAAAUGGAUGGCUGUGGACCAUUUUUUUGGCGAUUUUGUGGCAAGCGUCCACGCUAUGGAAUUUAAAAACAAUGUUGGCAGUACAUCCCCUCCUGAAUCAAUGUUUUAAGAAAUACCUUUUGAGCUUUACUAGUCUAAUCUAAUUUGAUGGAACAAAAAACAAACAAAACUCGCUGCCUUCCCUCUGAUUUCACAACCGUGUGCAGACCUUCUCUCUGUCUCUGUCUGUCUGGUAAAAAAUAAGGUCAUCCUUUCACUUACACGCUACCACAUGCAAAAAAACAAGACGUUUGUGCUUUAUAGCUAAACGUCAUCUCAGAAAUGUGACCACAGGGGUGUCUGUUCGAUCCCAUCAAGGGUGGGGGUGUGUGUUUGUGUUUAAGCUUUGCCAAGAGGCAUUUAACCAGAGUUAACUCCCAACUCUCAGCCUGCUGCAAUCAGGCUGCACAUCUGGUGAACAGUGUGUGUGUGUGUGUGCAUAUCUGUAUGUAUGCUAUGCACAUUUAAAAUCAUUUCUGUGUGUAUGUUCGACAGACAGAGUGACUCAUGCCAGAUAAGGGUGUCUGGCCUGCUGAAAGACAAGCCAGGGUUACUUCACUCGGCCUGUUGCCCCGUUAUUGCCAUGGCAACGAUCCUCUUGAUGAAUUCCUGAGAUCCCUAACAGCCUGAGGUCAUCAACCAAGAUAGCAGACCAAUAGGAUAAGAGGUGAGGGAGAGCAGAGGGAGGAUGAUUAGAGAAAUCACAAAACUCUUUUCUACUUCGUUCUACUGACCCAACCUGACCUGAGUGAAAAAAUGCAAAACUUCUCGCUUUCACUAAAUGUCACAGCACUGCAGAGCUGCGAAUAGUGACACACACACACAUGCAGUAUACACCAUUAACCAGCACACACCUCUCUUUUUAGAUAGUUUCUUAUUGUUUUUCAUUAAUUUGACUGACUAAUCACAGCAAGCAGACAAUUUGCAAGAGGGGCAGAAAAGUAGACAGAAAAACAUUUUUUUUAAAUCAUAAGCCAGGAAUAAAACAUGAAUGGGAAAUAUUUUUCUGGACUGAGCAAAGACAGGAAAACAAGAAAAAAGAGGGAGAGUCCUGUUUCAAACAAAGCCAAGGCUUGAUGAAUGGCGACUCGAAUCCAAAAAGAGACAUUUUGGAAAAAAAUCCUUCCAUCGCUGUUCCCAGUGACAGUCUUAUUGGAUGAAGCGUGGUUAUGACACAGGGAGAGGAGGGAGGUAAUAAGCUUGACCGAACGGCUGUGAUUUUUCACUUUGAUGAGGGAACGUCAUUGCGGCGAUGAAAUGAAAACCAUCCAAAUGAAGUGAGCAGCUCAUCAUCCCUGAAAAAGGAAAUCUAUAAACCAGUGACAGUUAAAGUGAAAACGAGGUUGUGAUGUUGAGCGAUUGGAGUGGUGUUUGUUCGCCUCACUGGGCUCAUAAUGGAUUUAAUAUGUUUGAGAGGCUGUGUCUUGCUCAAGGACACUUCGGCAGAUUGUGGCCACUCAGCAGAUGUUAUAUAGCACUUAAACAAACCUGUGAAACUUACGUUACUGGACAGUCUGACUAAUCGCAGCACUAGUCCAACACCUGUUGUCAUUUUUGUCUUGAUCAAUUGUAAAAUCAAUAUAAUAGCUGCAGCCUAUAACACAACAUAACUUGAGAAUGUUAUAGCUUAUUUACAGUGUCAAACAUUUUACCAAAGAUACAAGCUUUGACUCUUAAUUUGAUCAGGUUUUCUCGGGCUCUCCGCCAACAAAUAAUCUGCAAUAAACAUGGCUGUUUGCUUCAGGUGAUUGGAACAGAGGGAAUAAAUUAAAACUGUAAACGAGACGGGUUGAUGCCGCUGCAGACGGCAGAGGUUUGGAGUUGCGUUGCUAGGAAACAGUUUGGCGACGUCUUUCCUGUCAGUUAUUAAUAUUUGCAACAGGAAACAAAAUUGGACCCAUUUGGAAGGUUAUUGUGGAUGUAAGCGCUGUCAGAGAAUGUUUUCUAAAGAAAUAUUUACAUUGUUCUGUAUGCAGGUUGUCUGCUACACUAUACGUCAGUAUAUCAGGCCACUGUCAGUAUCUUGUUAACUGGAUAUCAGCCAGUCAGGCAGAUUUCCCCAGACUUUUGCUUAGCAACAUAUUUUCUUAAAAUUAGCAAUGUAUUAAGUUGCUUAGGUUUAUUCUUGCACAGGUUUUAUCUACCUAAAGGCUUAAAGGGGCACUCCAAUGAUUUAGUAUUGCACUUGCAUAAAGUUGAGGGACUUGCAAGACACAGAUUAAAAAAAGAAUGAUCAAGAUUUGGUGCAGCAGAAGUCGAGAUAUACACCAAGACGACUUGAUCCUACAUUUCCCAUAUUUGCAAUUCAAUAGCAUCUUUUUGCUACACCUUCCCUACCAGGUAAACUUUCACCUCUUUCAAACUCCAUGCCACCAGCUUAUAACACAAUUUUUUUUUUUUUAAUUUGUAGUCUCUAAACCCAAACUGAGAUUAUUUUCUCAAAUUUGAAAAAGCUCCUUCAGAGCCACAGAAAACAUUAUACAACAGUUUUCACAGGUGGAGUAGGACUAACCAUGACUAGUAAACCCCUUUAAUAUAUCCCAAGACUAAGCACCUUUUCAGAUACAGAAUAUCGUCACAAAAAUCAGAAACAGCCUUCAAAAUCCCCAUUAUCGGUCCAACCCUCUUUUCAGCACACACACUAACCAUCAACACAUGUUUGUAACAUUCAGCACGUAUGUGUAUCCAGUACAGAUGUGUGUCUCCAGGGCUGUGUUGCCCCACCACCACAAUCACCCCCCAUCUGUUGUUGUGCUUGUGUGUCUGCCUUGUCUUGGGGGCUUACAUGCCUUCACGGCUCUGGCCCCCCGCCAGCCCUGUGGUUUCCAACGAUUGAUCUUUUCCAAGAAACAUUAGCGGCAGGCAGGCCGGAAAUCAAGGAGGAGGGUGUGGGGGCGCGGAAAAAAGAGGGUCAUUUUACUGGGGUCCCUUUUUGACCUUGUUGUUGAAGUAAUUUCUUUCUUUUUCUUUCUCUCUGUGGCUCAUACAUGGAUCUGGAAUGUGUGGAAACCCUUAGAAAAGUACAGAAAAGUGCAUACUGUCUUGGUACACAAAAGAAUACUGUUUUCUUCUUCUUUUUUGACUCCUCAUCUCAUAUAUUUGGAAGUUUAUACUUGUGAAGAACAAUCUUCAUCGAUGGAACACUGUGGCUUAAACACUUCAAAGCUUCAAAUCAAAUCAAGAAAGUUCUUUAAAAUAGGAUUUUGAAAUAGAAACCAGCACAUGCUUCCCAUCAGGCCACAGCAACAGAAAGCCGUUGAUGUUGUCAUCUUGGCUGUAAACAUGUUGUUGAUUUUCUUCAUGUAAGCAACAGAAAGCAUUCACAUUCCACAAGCUGAGCGAUCACAUUAACUCUGACAGCUGAAACGAUGUGUCACCACUGAUUGGAAAAUACUAACCACAAGCAUUGCCCAAAACAAGUGCAAGUCUUUAACCUACUUUUUUGUGCUUAGUUGGACUUCGGGGCUGGAUUUGUUAGUAUUAGACUGAUACUUACAACCUACAGUUCACCUAAAUUACACAAAACUUGAAUGGAAUUUCAUUUAUGGUGCUUACAGCAUUGAAAAAUUACAUUUAAUGUAUUUCCAGCUUACCUUGGAACUACUAAACUACCAAUGAAAACUGUUAUUCUGUGAAUUAUCCACAGUAACAGAGACAUUGUUCCUGGAAAGAGAUGUUGCUGUUGAAUUUUUGUAGGUCAUUUUUCAAGGUUCUGACACCACAAAAUAAAUUCUUUUCACUUCCAUUGGGCUGGGGUGGAGGCAGAUAACUCAAAAACCUGUCCAAAUCAAACAAAAACUAUCUGCAUGGCCAGAAACCGAUAGAGGUAAGUGAGAACAUUUGGGUGAACUAACCCUUUACAGCGUAAAAAAGGAUUCUUCCACUGAGAACUAAAACCUUCCUUUUGUUUAUGGGUCUUUUUUAAUGAGUAACUUAAUUGGGCGUGGUCCAGUUCUGUUCAGUAAAGCAGCCAACUCGCGUUAACACGCGUUAAUCACACAUUGAAGUGGGCUCCAAUUCAGCAAAGAAACCCAUCAAAUUAAGCAGCAGUUUAGAAUCAGUGUUGAAUAUGAAAUAGUGGGAACAUUUGCUAUGAUGACUGGAAAACUCUUCCUCUGUAAACAUGUCACAUUUUUUCUGAUGAAUGUGUCUGGCAUUUAUAACAGCAAAAUAGGAGAGGUGUGUGUGAGUGAGUCAGGACUCAUAACACAUCUGAAUGUGUUCCAGGAGAGAUUGUUGGCUUCAGGGUAGAUGCAGGACAAGUCUGGUCCAGGAGUCCAUAUGUUGUGACACCGCAGAUCAAAAAGAUGAAAGUCAGUGUGGCACUGCAGACAGAUGGACGCAGUGACACAUACGUGUGUGAAAUGUCGGGCAUACAAACAAUCCGACACCUGGCUGCAGAUCAAAUGCCAUCAGGAACUGGAGGGAAGGGAUGAGUGUUGAAUGUGUGUCUCUCUUUGUGUAUAAACUACACUGUAUGGCCAAAAGUAUGUGGACAACACUGUCAACCAUAGGUUCCAACUGUGGGAAAGAUUAAAGCCCCUGAAAACUUAGCUUCAAAUCUUCAGUAGUUCUCUUCUCAACAUUAAAUAUUUGUGACCAAAUAGGCAACAAUCAAAGUUUAAAAAACAUUUUCAGGUACUGUUUAUUAAGAAUUUAAAGGAAUAGUUCAACAUUUUGUGUUGACACAGAUUAAAGAAACAUGAUACAAUGUGUUAAUUGUGUUAAUUUCCCAAAAUGUCAAAAUUUUUCUUUAAUGUUUAACAACUCUUAAUCUGCUGUUUCGACAUGAAAAUGCUCCCGUAAAUAAAUAGUUUUCCUAGUUUGGUGUGGAAGAGCAUGACUGGCCUGCACAGAGCCCUGACCUCAACUCCAACACCUUUGGGGUGAACUGAUCAAUGCUCUUGUGGCUGAAUGGGCGAUAAUCUCUGCAGCCAGGUUCCAAAAUCUUGUGGAAAGCCUUUCCAGCAGAGGGGAGGCUGUUAAAGUAGCAGAUUAAUGCCCAUGGUUUUGGAAUGAGAUGGUCAACAAUUACAUAUGGGUGAAAUUUUCAGGUGUCCACAUACUCUUGUCCAUGUAGUGUGUGUCUAUUUCUUUUUGUGUGCAUGUGUGUGAUCUACUUGAGCCUACCUGCAAUGCUCAGAAACUUGCAGUCCCUUAGCGGCCCAACCGGAAUUGAGACAGAGGCAGAGAAAGAGAGGGUGACAGGGUUAGAAAAAGGCAAAUGAAUGGAAGGGAAGAGUGAGGGAAAGAUGGCGAGUGUGAGCCUCCAGAGGGGUUUGAAUUCCCUGCAAUCAGAGAUGGAAAAAGGGAGCGACUGAUCCAAUCACAGACUUUCCACAUUUGUAGUCUCUACCCUUUUUUGUGUUUGGUUUUGUUUUGCACUUAUGCUUUUGUGCGAAGUCAAUCUAUGUGUCCUUCUUUCUGUUUUAAAAGUUUUAAUAUUGUUUUUGGUGGAAGUCUGAGAAACAGAGAGGCCCUCUGUUUUUCUGUUUAACUUUGUUUUUGUACUUUUUUGUAACUUCAUCCACUUGGCAGCUUGAUAUUUAAUGUCUUUUUAAGGCGGUGUGUGUGUGUGUGUGUGUGUGUGUGUGUGUGUGUGUGUAAGCUCAUAAGCACUGUCUCAGCCUACUGCUAGAAUAGACUUCCACUCCACCUCACAGAUCUUUUACCUCCUUUGAUGCCGUAAAGGGGACUUAAUACUGUGGCGGCCAUCUUGUUUGCUCUCUGUAACUGAUUUGUGAUUUUGAUGACAUCAUCUUUUCCUUGUGACUGUAACUGCAUCAAAUAACCACUUGAUUUAUGAGUUGCUUUUAUGUUUAAAUAUUUUUGAUGUUGUUUUUCUUUGAAGGUUUUAUUCAACUCAUUUCCCUAUCUUCACACAUGGCACUGCAUAUGCAGAUAAGAGUCACAGAUAACACACAUACAUACAAAGAUACACACAGUACAGCCUCUGUUUUUUACAGUGGUUUGGUUGUGGCCCUUUUCCUCUGCUGGUCAAACAGUCAGACUACUGUAGCCGCUCUGUUUGUGCCCUCGUUGUUAUGUGAUCACUAUGAAGGCUCACCAUUGUGUGACCAAAAAACAUUUUUGUCGUCACUCAGCCACUCAGAACUGGUUUGGGCCAGAGCCCCGACCUGAGAGGAACCCAGCAUACAGGCGGAAAAAAAUGCCAUUUUUGCCCUUAUCUUUUGUGUAAUGUUCUGUGUCUGAAUGACAGCAAAGUGGUGCUGGUUUGCUUUUUUGUGUUCUGCCCCCUUAUCAUUGAUAUCCUCUGUUUUUUUCCUCCAAAUAGACAAAGAUGUCAAAAAAAUGAAAAAAAGAAAGAGAUGAUUAUCUCUUUUGGAAAAAAGCUUUUUAUUUGAGUUGCUUGCUGAAAUGCAGAUAGUACUUCUGCCUGUAAAACUAUGAAUUGCACCUUAUUGGAGGGAUGUGGUUUUGUUUUAGUUUUGUUUUUUUAAUGCAUACAUAAAUAUAUAUAUAUAUAUAUGGGGGAUGUAUCUGUUUAUUUGUUUAUUUUUGUUAGCUAGUCAGUCAAUGUAUUGUAUCUUAAACAGGGUUAUGAUUUUGCUUACAGGUUUCAUCAUAAUUGAUUCAGUCACUGGUGUUUGUUGUGGUAGGGCUUCAUCAAGCAGCAUCAGAAAAUAAGCCAGAGACUGGUGAGUCCAACAGAUUUCCUAGAAUGGAUUGUGACACUGAUUAAAAAAUCUUUUUUAAUCUUUACUCCAUAAAACUAGAACUUCUGUGAGCACAGACUUCAAAAUUACAUGGACUUUGAGGUUUAUAUUGGGUCAUAAAUGACAUUUUAUCCAAAAAUGAGAUCCCUACACACACAGUGUUAAUCCAAGAUGUUUAAUGGAAAAAAUAUUGACUUGAACAAGUACGACUGUCUGGCUAAUUGCUGCUGCUUAGUGAAGCCUUGUCCACAGACACACACACACACACACACACACACACACACACACACACACACACACACACACAUACACACUGGCCUGUCCUCAGAGGAGGCUUGUGGCCUCUCCUCACAAGCAGGAUGCCACUAGGAGGCAUCCUGCUUGUCCUCUCACAUAUCACACAUACACAAACACUUCCUCCGCCUUCCGUCCAUCUUGUCCUUGAAAAAGGACAAAUGACUAACUGACAAAAGACACCAUGUUGCGUAGACACACACGCAUUUUCACACACACAAUUCAACAAUACGGCCUUGGCAGAUGACUGGCACUAGGCAUGGUGCUGCCACCUGGUCUCAUGUCCCUGGGGCAGAGUGCUGUCUGCAGCCAAUUAACUAACAGGGCCGGUUGCCAGGUCCAUAUCUAUCUAAUCCUCUCCACCCUCCCGCUACAUUGGUAGAUUUAGCCCUCCACUCCUUACACAGCCUUUGUUGUGUAAAAAAAAAAAAAGGUUUACAAUGUGACAGGGAUAAUGAUAGUAGGUUAGAUGACUCGGUUUGGGUGUGUUUUUUAGUGGAUAAAAUCUGGUGAAAGCAAGCAGGCUGCAGCACUUUGUCUGUGCUUUUUUAGUUGACCUAAAUGACAUUUGAGAGAUUAGCAGAAACUGUUCAUGCCUGCACUUCCGGUCCAUUUUUGUCUACCAGUGCAAAUACCUAAAAUACAAAAACACACCUACCUGAGUAUCUUACAGAAAUGUUUUUAUGUAGCCUGUAAAAAUACAGAUGUCGCUCCUUUUCAAGAAUUUUAAACAGGUUUGCAAAAGCUGUUGGGAGAUGACAAAGCAAGAUAAUAUUUUUUUCCUUUUAUUUUUGACACAAUGGCUACAUAUGAGGGUAACCUCUUGUGACAUUGUACAAUAACAUAACCUGUAUCUCCUGCCUCCCUCUGUCCCCAUGCACUGAUAAUGAUUGUAUAUGGUUGCAUAGAGUUAUUUUUUAUAUCAUUGUUGGGGCUUCAUCUUGUUUCUGGGAUCAUUUAUUAUUUUGUGCUAUUAUUUUGAAAUGGUUUGAUGGGUCUCCGUAAUCGGUGUGCGGGAGAGUGUGUGUUUGUGUGAGAGAGUGUGUGUAUGUACUGUAGCUUACUGAAUGUGUAUGUGAGAGAGAGAAGGGAAGAGAAAAAGAUUGGGUGUGUUGUUUUGUGGCUCGGUGUUCAGCCCUUUGCCUGUGUUCAUCAUUGUGCCAGUGUGUUCAGGUGUUCCCUUGCCUCUACAUCCCUUCAUCCAAAUGAAAGCGCGAGAACGGGAGAUGAAGAGGAGGAGGAGGCAGAGAGCCUUUUCCCUCAGGGGAAAAACCACACAAAUGAGAAAAGAUACUUUUGAAAAAAGGAUAUUUUUCUCCUCUGCGGGGUCACAAAGAAGAGUGUAAAUUUCUAAGUUAAUUGAAAAUGAUAAAUAAAAAAACUCAUUUGUUCUCUAUAUGAAUGGCUGUAUGUUAACCAUGAACAAAAAGUAAUGAGUUCUAUGACAAAGGCAUAUAAUAAAUUAAUUUUAAAAUUUUAA
Molecule: messenger RNA, 14527 nt
Organism: Siniperca chuatsi (mandarin fish)
Lineage: Eukaryota; Metazoa; Chordata; Actinopteri; Centrarchiformes; Sinipercidae
Gene: mgat3b
Product: beta-1,4-mannosyl-glycoprotein 4-beta-N-acetylglucosaminyltransferase b
Exons: 7
Coding region: 1159-3045 (628 amino acids)
Biological process (GO): N-acetylglucosamine metabolic process; protein N-linked glycosylation
Cellular component (GO): membrane
Molecular function (GO): beta-1,4-mannosylglycoprotein 4-beta-N-acetylglucosaminyltransferase activity
Source: RefSeq, a predicted model, not a curated record